Colletotrichum truncatum is the source of this 357-nucleotide messenger RNA. RefSeq names its product cytochrome b5. Gene Ontology annotation, molecular function: heme binding. The record is from RefSeq and is a predicted model, not a curated record. Gene Ontology annotation, cellular component: membrane; intracellular membrane-bounded organelle. NCBI's taxonomy places the organism in Eukaryota, Fungi, Ascomycota, Sordariomycetes, Glomerellales, Glomerellaceae.
AUGACGGUCUUCACUGAGGCAGAAGUUUCGAAACAUCACAACGUACACGAUCUCUGGGUAUCGAUCCGGGGAAGAGUUUACGAUGUGACUGGAUAUGUAGAGGACCACCCUGGGGGGAUCGAAGUUUUGAAGGACGUUGCAGGGUCUGACGGUACUGAAAGUUUUGAGUACGUUGGCCAUUCUGAUGAUGCGUACAAAGUACUACAGAGGUUUCAAGUUGGCACUCUUGAAAGUGGUGUACGUUCAGUGUGGCUAGAUCUCGCGAUUGCAAUUGCCCUGCUGAUUCUAUCGACAGAUCGAGGAAGAGGACGCCGAAAAACCGAGCCAAGUCUGGGGUACAUAUCGUGCUCAGCUUAG